Molecule: messenger RNA, 3293 nt
Organism: Dalotia coriaria
Lineage: Eukaryota; Metazoa; Arthropoda; Insecta; Coleoptera; Staphylinidae
Product: solute carrier family 26 member 6-like
Exons: 13
Coding region: 951-2990 (679 amino acids)
Biological process (GO): transmembrane transport
Cellular component (GO): plasma membrane
Molecular function (GO): bicarbonate transmembrane transporter activity; oxalate transmembrane transporter activity; chloride transmembrane transporter activity
Source: RefSeq, a predicted model, not a curated record
AGCGGUUUUGCAGCAAGCAGCAGUCUGAACAAGCACAAAAUAGUUAUGUGUUUGUAUGGUUUGCAAGGUUUCUGUUUCUGUGUCUGUUCGGUUUCGGUUUCAGUUGGUUCGCGAGAAUCAUCGCCUGCUAGUUAUUUUGCGGCGUUCGGCAUGUGCGCACACUGCGAAAUUUAUCGUGCCAUUUUUAUUUGAUUUGCAUAAGUAAAUAUUUUACAUAGUUGUGUGCAAAUACAUUUUUACACAAGCAAAUUUCGUUAUAGAUAGUUUUUUAAGUGAAUUUUGGACUUGAAAGUGUAAAAAGUGGGUUAAAGUGAACUUAAGUGCAAUUGAUAGUGUACUUGAUUUAAUUUGUGUAUAAAAUUUGGAUCACCUAAACAUUUUGAAUUUUGCAACAUAUAUAAUAAUUAAUUAUUAUAUAAAACCCAAACUGACCAUGAAACUAUGCUGAAUCAACUCGACACUUAAACCCAAAUUUUAAUACAAUUUUAAUAACUAUUACUUAAUAAUAUAACCAAAUUUAAAUUUUGGAGUGUAAUAAACAUACACACACGCACGUUGAUUAUGAAAUAAUCGCUCAGAUUCGCACGUUUCGCAGCGUUUAAAUUCCAUUAUCCUCGUAUCUCCGGUGGUUAUUCGUUUUUUGUUGAUCACCUGAUUCCGGCUGAUAGCUGAAUUUCGGCCGCGUUUAUAAAUCGUGAUCACACACCACGUCCAGGCUUAUUGUUUGAUCGGCUGUCAAAUUAGACUAGACUAGACAAGAAAAUAUCCAAAAAAUAUAAAAUAACAAUUAAAACAAAUGUGAUUUCAUACUAAACUUAUAAACUUAAAAUUAUUUUUUAAAAUUUAAAUGAAUUGUGAUAAAUAAAUCCAUGUGAAUAUUUGUGAAUAUUAAAUUAAUUACUUACGUAUACGUAAUUUAAACAUACUUAAAUAUUAUUAAUACAUAAACAAUGGUGUCUGAAAAGGAACAACUUACAGAUGCUGUAAAAUUUGGUAUCGUGGCACCAUCACCGGAUAUCCCUCGAAACACCAACGAGCAGAGAUUGCUUUAUCAUCAGAGCGAGCUGAAUACUGCUAUACAGUAUGAGAAGCCAAAACACACUUUCAGGAAAACAAUGCAGCGUGCAUGUAAAUGCAAUCCGUUGGCGUUCCUGUAUCGAACGAUUCCGAUUCUCUAUUGGCUGCCGAAAUACAAAUGGCGCUCGUGUAUUUCCGGUGAUCUGAUGGCUGGGAUUACUGUUGCCAUUAUGAAUAUUCCUCAGGGUAUGGCCUAUGGUCUCUUAGGAAAUGUCGCCCCUGUAGUAGGAAUAUACAUGGCCUUCUUCCCAGUACUAAUGUACACCAUUUUUGGAACAUCUCCUCAUGUAUCAAUGGGAACCUUUGGAAUUGUCUGCCUGAUGACAGGAAAAGUUGUAGCUUACUACGGAGCUGACGAGUUCCUAGCUGCCAACACCAAUGUCACUCACAAUCCUGAACUCGGACCCGAUUUUGAAUCAUACACCAAUCUACAAGUUGCUGUUACUAUUACGUUUACUGUAGCGAUGGUCCACUUUGUGAUGUACAUUUUCCGCUUGGGAAUCGUCGCAAACCUACUUUCGGAGACUUUGGUAAAUGGUCUCACUUGUGCCUGUGCUUUUCACGUAGUAGGGUCUCAGUUAAAGGAUUUGUUUGGUCUCCCAAUUGCCAAACGUCGUGGAUAUUUCACUUUACCACUGACACUUUACGAUUCAGUAAUGGCAUUACCUUUAGCAAACAAAGCAGCUGUCUCCAUGUCGUUAAUUUGUAUUGUUUGUAUGGUCAUAAACAACGAGAUAAUUAAGCCAAUAGUAGCAAAGAAAACAAAAAUUCCAAUCCCAAUCGAGCUUCUCGCUGUUGUCCUUGGUACAGCAGUAUCAUAUUUUGGAAAUUUCAGUGAAGUGUUUAAUAUAACCGUUGUCGGUCAUCUGCCUACAGGAUUUCCAGAACCGGCUUUGCCUCAAUUUUCACUGAUACGUCACAUCUUUACGGAUUCCUUGAUGAUCGCCAUUAUUAGUUAUGUGGUGACGAUGUCUAUGGCGUUGAUGUUGGCACAGAAGAACAAAUAUGAGAUUGAUGGUAAUCAAGAACUGCUAGCGUUGGGUAUUUCGAAUACAGUAGGUUCUAUGUUUUCUUGCAUGCCAAUAACGGCGUCGUUAUCGAGAUCAGUUAUUCAGGAAGCUGUGGGUGGAGCAUCUCAACUGGCUUCGGUCGUUUCCUGCCUGAUAUUGAUGUGUGUUUUGUUGUGGAUUGGUCCCAUGUUUUCGUUUUUGCCUAAAUGUUUUCUAGCUAGUAUAAUCGUCGUAGCAUUAAAAUCUCUCUACAUGCAAGUCCAAAAUCUACCCAAAUUUUGGCGCAUGAGUAAAUGGGACGGAAUCCUGUGGUUACUGACAUUUGUAACAACCACCACCAUCGCCAUCGAUAUCGGCCUUGGUGCAGGAGUACUCCUCUCCAUUAUCAAUCUCUUCUACCACGGACAAUAUCCGUACACUUGCCUACUUGGAUCUGUACCAAACACUGAUCUCUAUUUAGAUAUGAAAAGAUUUAAAGGGGCCCAAGAAAUUGCGGGUAUAAAAAUCUUCCACUAUUGCGGAUCCUUGAAUUUUGCUACGAAAGCAAUGUUCAAACAUUUAUUAAUGAAAACCACAGAAAUGGAACCGCAGAAAUUUUCGAGAAAAAGCGUUGAUUCCGCAGAGAACGCCGAAAAACUAAUGCCAACUAAAUGUAUCAUCUUAGAUUUGGCAGCCUUGACAUUUAUUGAUCCUUCGGGAGUCACCCAACUUAAACUCGUACAAACAGAGUUUAAAGAGAAGAAUGUAGAGUUUUAUGUAGCUGGAUGUUCAGGUCCAGUUUAUGAAACGUUAAGACUUUGCGACGUUGAAGCAAAUAAAGGAACACGUUUUCAAGUGUUUCCUCGUGUGCACGACGCCGUUAUGUUUGCCAAAUUGACAUUUUUCACAGAAAACGAGUCAUGAUUAAUCUACCAGGGCAAAAAUUAGCAAAUUUUUCUAAAGUUUUAAUGAAAAUUUAAAGUGCCUGUUAAAAACAAUAUUGAUACAAGGAUACCAAAUGAUAAACUAUUUAAUGUUAUAUUCUUGGUUAGAAACAAAAUGGCUGCUAUUUUUUUAAUGUUAUAUUUUAGAGAAAUAUUCAACCUACAAUUUAUUUUUAUAUCAAUUGUUGAUAUAUGUGCGUGUGCAUAGAUAUAAAUAUCUAUAUGAAAUAUUUAUUUGUACAAUCUACUAUUAUUGUUAAAUAAUAAACAAGUUUGUUUAAGA